Molecule: messenger RNA, 3112 nt
Organism: Caenorhabditis auriculariae
Lineage: Eukaryota; Metazoa; Nematoda; Chromadorea; Rhabditida; Rhabditidae
Source: the annotation of a GenBank genome assembly
AUGGAUGAAAACUACAGUGAACCUGUGUGCAUCGAUACCUCGGUAAGUUCAUGCAAAAAUAAAAAGUCUAAUAAAUUUUUUUAGUUUUUGGUGAUCAUUCUAAAUUGAACUCAAAGAAGUUCGGAACAAAAAGAUUAAUAAAUUUCGAAUAUUUAUCAUCGAGAUUUCAGAUUUUCACUCAAAACGCAGUGGAGCUCUACUUCCAGUCUUUCGAAUAUUUUCUUCUCGUCUCCUGCUUUCUCUCCACAGCCUUGCAGGUCUUUUUUUGAAUUCCCUUUUUCCUUCGUUCCUUUUCCAAAUGUUGCGAAGGCUAACCUAAUAAAGAGGUAGAGUCCAAAUCAUGUUUUCGUAUGGCUGGACUACAAAUGAGCUUCCAUAGGGCAUUUUUAUCGCAUUCCGAAUGAUAAGAAGAUGCGAUUUGAGAUUUACGUUUUGGCGACGUCAGUUUCCUAUAUCCGGCGCGCUACCGGGGACGAAUGCCUGCACAUCUUUCUUCUGAGCAUGACUCUAGGCGAUUUACUUCUGACAAGUGAGGAGAAGAGUAAAAAAAGCAUUGAAGUAAAAUCUGACCUUCAGGUUUUUGUUACCCAAUCGAACAGCUCAGACAACAAGAAAUAAUAACACCUCCUAGAUGGAUAAAUGUCACACAACAGGUUUAAAAUAAUUACCUCAAAAAUAAUCUUUGGAAAUUAUCGUGAAAUUACAGUUUCUCACUUGGCUCGGUUUAUCAGCGUCUUCGGUUAGCCUGAUUCUUCUCAAUGUCGACAAACUGCUUUACUUCAAAUCUCCACUGAGGUCAGAAAUUUUCAGCAGUGAUUAAUGAUUUCCUCCUGUGGAAUUCGUGGUGUGAUCGUUUUGUAGUUUCUGACCAAGACAUUUUGACCUUGGACUUGCAUCAUCAGGAGAAACUGCCCAACCUUGAACGCUUAACUCAAAACUCUAACAAGAACUGAAACUGACAGGUUACAUGUCAACCUUUUUGGCCUUUGAAACUGAAAAUCUAACAUCAGCACCAUUUUUUUCCAAUGUCAAUUGGUGCAAGUUUCCGCAAACAAGAAAAAAAAAUUUGAAAAAAGGUUGAAAAAAACAAUUUCACAUAACACUUGGUCUGCUCGGAAUUUUUUUAAAGAGUCGUAAGCUCCGAAAAACUUCAGUUAACUUCGGGAAAAAAAUAUUUCAAUUUCAAGUAUUGUUACUUGAAUCGUUAGGAAAAAAAACUUGAACGUCAGUAAACUGCUUUGCCACGUACACUUGUCCCACCAUGAAAUCUACACCACGGUUCUCCCAGUUUGCAAAACGGAUUGAAUGUUGAUAAAAUCGAAGGAAAAACGAAUAUGGCUCAAAAUAUGUUUGAAAUAGCUGAACUUUUUUUCCAGGUACACCUCGAUCGUCACAGUAUCCCGAGGAGUUUACAUUGUCCUUUGCGUUUGGACGGGUUGUGCAGUAUUCGUUUCAUUGUGUUGGUAUCUCGAAUGCUUCACGUGAGUUUCUCCUCAUUAUCAAUGUUUCCAGAGUUAUCGGAAUCUAUUCAGGUGUGAAGACGAUUGUACGCAUAUCGCUAUUUUGAGCAACAAAGUUGUCAUGUACAUCGUUUUUACGGUCAUUUUUUUGCUUUUUGUAAUCUUGAAGACGUUUUUUCUGUUUCAGUUUUCCGCUUGCAUCGCACCCAGUCUGACAUCAUUGGUCGUGGCGGUAUAUAUCCUAAACGUCGUUUCUUCACAUCGCUCAACACUGGCCAAAGGUAUGAGAUCACCUGAAAUCUUCAUUCUCCGAACUCAUUACGCCAAUCACGUGCCAUCGCUAGUGCGACUUCAUUAAGGGUUUUUGCAUUUUCAAUCUCUUGUUACGCAUCAGUUAACCUAAUGAUGAUUUAACUGGAGAAAACUUCCUGUUAUUGAAAAAAGUUGGACAAGUGACGUCAGUGAAAAUGAGAAUACUGAAGCGAGACAUAUUCAAAUGGCAACGCGCAGAUGGAAUUUCUCGUUAUAUAACCUAUAAGAAUAUCAUUUCAAAGUGAUCUGCAAAUAAGAAGGUAGAUUCUUGCAAACUGUUUUAUUAAAAGCUCAAAGAAGACAGUUGAGUGGCGUCAUUAUUUUGGAAGCUCAUCUGGAAACUUACUAAAUCACCAAAACAAAAAAAAACUCUAUUCAGAAGCUUGAGAAAAAAAGAAAAAAAGAGCAGAUGUUAGGGUUUCAGAAUCUCAAGGACAUACAUCAUCGCACGCUUUGGCGACCAGGAUGCGAACCUUCUAUUUCAUCUUCAUGACCACUAUUUUCACAGUUGCAACGUUGCUUCCUUUUCGAAUCUACAACAUAAAAAGACAGAUCUUUCCUAAUGUACGUCUCUUUUUUUCUUUGUUCCAACUUAGUCCUUUGUUCCUUCUCGCGUUCAAAAAUUCUGCAACUGCUGAAAAAAAACUACGUUAGAGUGUGUGGGAACCAAUUUACGAGUCGACCAAGUCGUUCGGGACACUUUCAUGAGCCGGAACCAGAAAAAUUUGAGCAUUGGCCAUUGUUUCUCCUGCAGCAAUUUUUUUUUAUUGCUUUCGCAGGGCUGAAAAUUUUCAUCUGGUACUACUGUAUGCACAUAAAACUAAGAAUAGCUUUUUUAAAUAGCGUUAGACACGCGAUACCACACUAUUAUGUCUAUGUUUUUUUCUUGGCUUCUUACUGGUUACCAUAAAAACUUGUAACUAUGAUGUGAGGUAAAACUUUCAAAGUACAAAAGUUAUUUUCUAUGAUUUCUUUGAAAAACAGUUAGUCAUUCCCGAUAUUCUAAAAUUUUUGAUCAAAUGAAGCCUAAUGAGAGGAUCUCAAAGUAUCACAAAAUAGAAAUCCUGAAAGCAUUAGAUGCAUUGAUGAUUGAAAUUUCCCAAGAAUAGAUCUUAUUUUCAGGACUCCUUGUCGACUUGUUUUACUUUGUUUUUCUCCUGGACGUUUUCUUAUCUCAUAUCACUCAACGCGGUAAACAGAUACAACGGAUCAAAGAGAAAAUCCGGGAUUUUCAGAUUUUGAACCCAAUAAUCACAGUGACAGUCCUGCCUCAGUACCGAUUCGUGUGGCUUUGCCGGCUUUUCGGCUGCACAGAUCGACCAAGCGCAACUUACGUCUGA